Molecule: messenger RNA, 4541 nt
Organism: Catharus ustulatus (Swainson's thrush)
Lineage: Eukaryota; Metazoa; Chordata; Aves; Passeriformes; Turdidae
Gene: CLCN2
Product: chloride voltage-gated channel 2
Exons: 23
Coding region: 1033-4047 (1004 amino acids)
Biological process (GO): transmembrane transport; chloride transport
Cellular component (GO): membrane
Molecular function (GO): voltage-gated chloride channel activity
Source: RefSeq, a predicted model, not a curated record
GUUGGGGGUGUAUAUUUGGAGAUAUGGGGUGUGAAAGCCAAUGACAGGAGGAGGAUACCCCAAUGGGCUGUGGGGUGGCACUGGAGAAGACCAGAGCAGUGUACAGUGCCCAUAGCUGAAGCCACGAUGCCAACCUCUGCCCACAGUGGAGGCUGCCAACACAGUGCUUGGUGAUGGUGCCCACUAGCACAGGGAUAGUUCCCCACAACUCCAUGGUGGCACAAAGAGCCCAGCCUGGGGCCCCAAACCAGCUGCCCUCAUGGAGGCCCUUGUCCUGCAGUACCCACAGCCAGCCAUGUGCCCAGGGCUGGGCACAGACACCCAUGGUUGUGCAGGGCAGACCCCUGUGCAUGCUCUGGACACCCCAGUCACCCCAGUACAGCUGCACUGGACUAAGGCCUUGUGGGGCCAUGGGAGACCCAAUGCUGCCACCUGUCCUUUGAUCCCUAACGUGGAGGACUGAGGGAUCUCUGGGGCCAUUUGUACUGUGCUGGUAUACACUGGCAUGACUGGGACAGUCAGAGCUGUGCUGAGUUAUGCUGAAAUAGUGCCAGAGCUGUAGGGAAAGUAACACCAGGCUCUGCUGGGCUUGCAGUACAGCAUGGGGGCACAACCACAACACUGCAGUGGGACAGUGUUAGCCUGUACUGGGGCUGCACCCAAGGUGACACUGGGCUAGACUGGAGUAGUGGUAGAGCAGUAGAAGGAUGGCACUGGGGUACAGUGGGCUGGGACAGAGCCUGGCAUGCUAAGCUGGGUGUCCUUCCCUGCAUGCACCCACAGCCACACAGGCAACCGUGACAGCAGGGUGGCAUCACCUGUGGUGGCCUUGUAGUGUGCUGGUGGCCCACAGCCAGGCAUGCUGGUGGCAGUGGACAGAGGAUGUGUCCUGGCACAGGGCUUCCCCUCCGGAUGAACAGCCCUGCUGCCACAGGGCAGUGCCAGGAGCUGACGAGCAUGGAGGGAGCUCCGUGCCCAGGGAUACAAUGAGCGGGCAGCCCAUUUUGUCACCUCCCUGCCUCAAACUGGUUCAUGUCGGGCAAUGAACCCUCCCAGACUGGCACAGGAUGUAUCCCAGCCCCCAGCCCAGCCAUCAUCACCACCCUUGGGGGUGUUGACGUCAAACCAGAGGGUGGCACCUGGGCAGUGAGAACUAGCCCAUUCCCGAUCCCGCAGCACCAGCCCAGCAGUGCCAAAGCUCUGGCUUUCCCUGCAUCCAGUUCUUGCCACAAAGGUGCCAUCCUGUGCCCUGGGGAGGAGAGUGAGGGUAGCCCUGCCUCAGUUGCCCCUGAGCCCGUGGUGGCAGCGAGACAGAGGUCCCGGCAGCCAGCCUGCCAUGCCGGAGCGCCUUGCACAAGGAUUGCCGGCGCCAAGCUCUACCCGUGUGCCUCUCUGGAGAGGACUGAGCCUCUGCUGCCCAGUGAGUUCAGCAACGAAGAGUGGAGCCCACCUCUCCUUCUGGGGGCUGACAGUCCCGGGACGCUGAGCAGCACCACGAUGUAUGGGCGUUACACUCAGGACUUGGGCACCUUUGCCAAGGAUGAGGCAGCCCGGCUGCGGCUGCAGGAGGGGGACACGCCCCGGCCCCGCCGCCCCUCCGAGCUGCUGGAGUACAGCCAGGGCCGCUGUGCCCCCUGUCGUGUGUGCGCCUUGCAGUGCCAGCGGUUCCUCAUCUCCAAGGUGGGUGAGGACUGGGUUUUCCUCAUACUGCUGGGACUGGUCAUGGCUCUGGUCAGCUGGGCCAUGGAUUUCGCCAUCGCCACGUGCCUCCAAGCUCAGAAGUGGAUGUACGGGGGCCUGGACACCAACGUGCUGCUGCAGUACAUGGCCUGGGUCACCUACCCCACCGUGCUCAUCACCUUCUCAGCUGGCUUCACCCAGAUCCUUGCACCCCAGGCUGUGGGCUCAGGGAUCCCUGAGAUGAAGACCAUCCUGCGGGGCGUCGUGCUGAAGGAGUACCUCACCCUCAAGACCUUUGUGGCCAAGGUGAUCGGACUGACAUGUGCCCUGGGCAGCGGCAUGCCCCUGGGCAAGGAGGGUCCCUUUGUCCACAUCGCCAGCAUGUGCGCAGCCCUGCUCAGCCGUUUCCUCUCCCUCUUUGGGGGCUUCUACGAGAAUGAGGCAAGAAACAUUGAAAUGCUGGCAGCUGCCUGCGCUGUCGGUGUUGGCUGCUGCUUCGCCGCCCCCAUCGGAGGCGUUCUCUUCAGCAUUGAGGUCACCUCCACCUUCUUUGCCGUCCGCAACUACUGGCGCGGCUUCUUUGCUGCCACCUUCAGCGCCUUCAUCUUCCGUGUCCUUGCUGUCUGGAACAAGGAUGAAGAGACAAUCACGGCACUGUUCAAAACCCGCUUCCGCCUCGACUUCCCCUUCGACCUGCAGGAGCUGCCUGCCUUUGCCGUCAUCGGGAUCGCCAGCGGUUUCGGGGGCGCGCUCUUCGUUUUCCUCAACCGCAAGAUUGUGCAGUUCAUGCGCCGCCAGAAGACCAUCAACCGCUUCCUCAUGAAGAAGCGCCUGCUCUUCCCUGCCCUGGUGACGUUGAUCAUCUCCACGCUGACCUUCCCGCCUGGCUUUGGACAGUUCAUGGCUGGCCAGCUCACCCAGAAGGACACCCUGGUGACCCUCUUUGACAACCAGACGUGGGCCAAGCAGGGGAUCAAUGAUGAGUAUGAAUACUUGGGCAUCCUGGAGGCCUGGCGCCAUCCCCGCUCCAACGUCUUCGUCACACUUGUUGUCUUCAUCGUCAUGAAGUUCUGGAUGUCAGCCUUGGCAACUACCAUCCCAGUGCCCUGUGGAGCCUUCAUGCCUGUCUUCGUCAUUGGGGCAGCCUUUGGGCGCCUGGUGGGGGAGAGCAUGGCAGCCUGGUUCCCUGAUGGCAUCCACACGGACAGCAACAUAUACCGCAUCGUGCCGGGGGGCUACGCCGUGGUGGGGGCGGCUGCACUGUCAGGUGCUGUCACCCACACGGUGUCCACGGCCGUCAUCGUCUUUGAGCUGACGGGGCAGAUCUCACACAUCCUGCCUGUCAUGAUCGCUGUUAUUCUGGCCAAUGCCGUCGCCCAGAGCCUCCAGCCCUCCCUCUAUGACAGCAUCAUCCGCAUCAAGAAGCUUCCCUACCUCCCUGAGCUGGGCUGGGGCCACCACGAGAAAUACAACGUGCGGGUGGAGGACAUCAUGGUGCGGGAUAUCCGCUAUGUCACCCUCAACUGCAAGUACCGGGACCUGCAGCAGGUCCUGCACAGCACCAAGAUGAAGAACCUGCCUCUGGUGGAGUCAGCUGAGUCCAUGAUCCUGCUGGGCUCCAUUGAGAGGACGCAGGUGGGGGCUCUGCUCAGCAGCCAGCUCAGUCCCCAGCGCCGGCUCAUGACACUGAGACAUAAGGUGCUGUCCGAGGAUGGGCACCGGCUCUCUGAUUCCAGCAUCCGCUUCCAGAUCAGCACAGAGACUUCCUCGGGCACCCCUGCCCGCCCCGCACUCCGCAAGCCCCUGAAGCCGGCGCUGAAGCGGGUGCCCAGCAGCCCACCUGACAGCCCCCCAGCUGGCAGCACUGACCACACUGGCAUCGCCCUCAAGAGCCUCUUCUGUGCCAAUGCUGCCACAGAGCCCACCGAGGAGGAGAUGAUUCUGGGAGACAAGAUGACCCCAGCAGAGAUCCUGGAGUGGGAAGAACAGCAGCUGGACCAGGUGGUGGACUUCAGCAGUGCCAAGAUUGACCCCGCACCCUUCCAGCUGGUGGAGCACACCUCGCUGCACAAGACCCACACCAUAUUUUCUCUGCUGGGCCUGGACCACGCAUUUGUCACCAGCAUUGGGCGGCUGGUGGGCAUGGUGUCCCUGAAGGAGCUGCGCAAGGCCAUCGAGGGCUCACUGACGGGCAAGGGGGUGAAGGUGCGCCCGCCGCUCGCCAGCUUCCGCGACAGCACCGCCAGCACCACCGAGGCCGACACCACCGCCCUGCGCCAGCUCUGGGACCGCCACCAGCACCACCACAUGCCCCGCGAGGCCAGUCCUGGGGGCGAUGAUGAUGACGACACCCCCAAGGGCGAGUGAGACCCUUGGGAUCCACCCCCUGUGUCCCUGGAAGCCACAAGGGCUCCCUGGCAGGUGCCCGGGGAUGCCCACCCUGAGCCUACUGAUGCCAGGCUUAGCACAGGUGUGGGCACCCUCAAUCCAGUGCCUGGGUUCCCUCCCUGGGCUGGGGACCAGCCAAAUACCCCCCAGCCAGCAUGUGCUCCCCAACUACCUGCCAGCUCUUGGGGCUUCCCACUUUGCUACCUCUGUACCCCCCCGGCCCCUGGUGCGCCCCGGAAUGGCCACGGCCCUCACGCUUUCCAUGAGGACCACAAUGUCCCUUCUCAGGGUGGCACAGGGCGGAGAGGGGCAUCAGGUUGGGGUGUCCACAGGGGCAUGGAUGGGCAUUGACCCCUGUGCUCAGCACCUCAUGGCUGGGAACACGGGGUGCUGCUGCCUCUCUGCCAUGCACCUCUCCCCAUGUAAAUACAGAGAUUUUUAUAUUAAUUUAAUAAAAGAACUUUAUAAACAGA